This is a messenger RNA of [Candida] anglica, 1181 nucleotides long. Lineage: Eukaryota; Fungi; Ascomycota; Pichiomycetes; Serinales; Debaryomycetaceae. The record is from the annotation of a GenBank genome assembly.
UCCUAUAUAAUGUGGAAGAAUUCAACUCGAUAUUAUUUUAAAAUUCACUAAAAUACUUAAAAACUUUUGAUUUAAAAAUGUCCAAUACGGCUGCAACAUUCUCUGGUAACACAGACUACAACCUCUCUGAAAUUUCCAAGGUUGAUAUCCCAACUGUUCCAAAGGAUGCUAUUCUCAUCAAAAGUGUUGCAUUUGCUGCCAAUCCAACCGAUUGGAAGCAUUUAGUAUAUGGUAUGGGACCUAAAGGCUCUAGGUUAGGAUCUGAUGUAUCUGGUAUAGUUGAAGAAGUUGGCUCUGAAGUCAAAGGUUUUGCCAAGGGCGAUUUUGUUUCCAACUUUAUGCGUGGUAACUUCAAUUCAAUCAAUGGAGCUUUCCAAGAGUACGUCAUUAUUAAUCCAGUCACAACUAUCAAGUACGACAAGUCCGCCAUUAAGACAGAGGCCCUCCCAGUUGGAACUUCCCCAAUCGGAAAGAUUGAUACUUUCGAAGGAGCUGCUUCUGUUACACUUGGUCUCACUACUGUUUCUUUGUCAUUUGCCCAUCAUCUCAAGCCUUCCUUUGAUAAAGCUGAUAAUGCUGAUAAGUAUAUUUUGAUUUGGGGUGGUGCUACUGCUACUGGCUUCCUUGCUAUUCAAGUUGCCAAACUUGUUUAUGGAUUGAAAGUUAUUGCAACUGCCUCCAAGAAACAUCAUGAAACUUUAAAAAGUAUUGGUGCUGAUUACCUUGUUGAUUAUAACGAUAAAGAUGCUGUCGAACAAAUUAAAUCUAUUGGAGGCGCGGAAAUCAAAUAUGCUUUAGAUACCGUUUCCAGUACUGAAACUUUCCAGUCUUUGUAUGAUGCCACAUCUGAAUCUAAGGACGUAAGACUCGACAAUUUGUUGUUCUUAACAGAAAAGGAUAUUAAUGCUGAUCCUAAUAGAAGCGUUUAUAUCGGUGAUACUUUAGCCUAUGUUGUGGUUGGUGUUGAUGUUAACUUUGCAGGAAGAAUGGUCUAUUCUACUCCAGAAUUGGUUAAAGACUACACCCACUUCUGGUAUGAAGUAUUACCUUCAUACAUUCCUCAAUUAGUUCACUCCAACUUGAAAGUUUUGGCACCUGGCUUCGAAUCCGUCAACGAAGCACUCUCAUUAUUAAGAGAAAAUAAGGUAAGUGGUGAAAAGAUUGUAUUUAGAAGAGUUUAA